AUGCGAUAUCUGAUAUAUAGCGCACUUGUUGUUGAUCCUCUCGACUUUUUUUUGAUUCUGUUGCUCUAUUUGUUGAGCAUUGAUGUGCAUAUAUGGCAGGAAUACGCGUUCGUAAAAGAGCAAUGGGCAACGGUCCAGCUCCCUUUUCAGAAAUUGGCAAGCGGGCAAGAGGGAUUUACAGCUACUGGAAUAAAGAAGGGUCAAAUCUUUGUUGGUGAUAUAAGCACACAGUACAGUAGUGGAAAAACUAUUGUUGAUGUUAAAGUUGAUACAUACUCUAGUGUUUCUACCAAAGUGACUUAUGAUGUAGUGCCUGGGACAAGAGCAGCAGUUAGCUUUAAUGUUCCUGAUCACAAGUCUGGGAAGGUACUCAGAUUUCAUAUUUUUGGUGCUAAGGACUUAAGGUGGUUUUAUUAUGCAUAAAUCAGAGGCAAUUAGUGUAUUCAUUUGGUUUUCUUUUCAAUUUUCUUUGCUUUUGUAUUUUUAAAUUUUAUACAUAUUAAGGCUUUCUUGAUGAAGAGAUCAGAUUUAGAAUGAUGAAAGUAUUUACUUCUAUUCGGGUAAGAAAUUGGGCAAGCCGGCAAGGCUAAGUUUGUUCUUCCAAUGGAGGGUUUUCUAAAGUGCAAUGCUGAAUAACUUCUAAAGUUCAGAUGAACCAUCUCAUCUUAACUUUUAACUGUUGGAGCUGCGUUAUUUUGAUGUUCGACCGAAGAGGCAUUGAGCUUGAGGCCCUUUAAAAUUUUAUUGACCUGGUGUGGGAAACAGUACCUGUUGUUUGGCAAACAUUAGAAUGGUGAUGAUAAUUUUGAAGGAAUUCGUUUCAUGAAAUUUGAUAGUAUAUAUUGUAUAAUUGGCCAGCAAGGCAAUAAGCAAAUAUUCUUUCUGGGAUUUUAA
Salvia splendens (bonfire salvia) is the source of this 894-nucleotide messenger RNA. Its product is annotated as mitochondrial outer membrane protein porin 4-like. Gene Ontology annotation, biological process: monoatomic anion transmembrane transport. Gene Ontology annotation, cellular component: mitochondrial outer membrane. Bases 1 to 423 code for a protein of 140 amino acids. Gene Ontology annotation, molecular function: voltage-gated monoatomic anion channel activity. The transcript has 4 exons. Lineage: Eukaryota; Viridiplantae; Streptophyta; Magnoliopsida; Lamiales; Lamiaceae. The record is from RefSeq and is a predicted model, not a curated record.